UUUAAAAUUGGCAAUGGUGACUUUUAAUACACAACAAGACAUCAAAACUGAAAGCUGUCUGAUUGUCUUUAAAUUUUAAUGGGAUAUUUAUUUUAAUGUUGAGAAAUUUUUCAUUGAUUGCACAUGUAAUGCUGUACAAAUAUCAGAAAUAUCAUAUUUUUAUUUGAAACGGAAACUCUAUAUAACAUUGUCUAAAAACAGUUGCAGUUUAUGAACUCAAAGCUCUUUUAAUUACAACCAUUUACUUAAUUACUUUUUUAGUUUAAAUAUGCUAUAAAGUAUAUUUGAAUUAUUUUCCUAAAAAUUAUUAGAACAUGUUUUUUAAUUGUUUUAGUUUAUGUGCAGUACUAGGUUAAGCGUUACCGCUUAUAAAUUUUAAAAAAAUGUUUGAAAUAUCAAAUACUAGUAGUAAAGACCUGUUUUUGGAACAGGCUAAAGCUGCUAGAUUAGAAAGAGCUUUAGAGAAAAAACGUGAACAAGCAACUUUAAUAAUACAAGCAUAUACUAGAGGCUACAUAUCUAGAAAGACCUUAAAGCAGAAUGUCAAAAAAGAAUUUGAUGAAACCUUUCUUGAAUUCACUGAAAGUAACAAGUUACCACCAGUCAUAGAUAUGUACAAAGUGAUAAGGAAACUGAUAUUUGUCAUCAGUGAAGACGUCUGUGAUAGAGAGAGAUUUGAAAAAGUUUGCAAAUAUAUCAUUGCUAGUCUUGAUAGUGACUCUUUAAAGAAAAGCUAUAUUGCUGUUGCUUUCAACAAGGAUCUGGCAGUUGGAUGGAUUCAUCACAUAAAAAUUGUAUUAUGGCAAUGUUGUGUAUACCUGAAAUCUUUAAAGCCUGAAUGGUCUCAAGAUGCAAAAGCCAUGAUGUUGUUCCUUCAUAUGCUUGUUUCAUUUACCAGCAUUGGAACGUGGAAAGUACUCAAUAAUAAACAAGGAGAAGCAUUAAAACCUGCAAUGAACCAACUAUGUGCUAACAUUAUGGGCUUUUUAGUUUCUAAAGGGCUUUAUAGUAUACUUCAAACUGUUUUGCUGAGAGGUUUAGUUCGAGUAAAACCAUGUUUAAAGCGAGCUACUCUUUUAGCUAUCACUAAUAUAUCAACUCGGCCUUUAGCAUCAUCUCAAUACUCAAAUAACCUACUAAAUUUAUUCCUCCUUCAUAUUGUGUCUGUUCCUGCUCUUGUUUUACAUUUUCAUAACUCUGCACCUGAGUGUUUAGGUAUUUUUUCUAGCAACAACAUUUUCAAACAUGCUAUUGACUUACUGGUAUCUGAGCAAAAUACCAGAAUUUUGUUUAAUGCUCUAGAGGGAAAUUAUGCACUUUGUCUUAUAGCUAAUUUGAUACAUUUAGGUCACUCUGACAUUGAAUGCCUUCAGUCCAAUUUGUUAGAUUUCAUUAAUGUGAUCACUAAAAUAUUAGAGAGCUGUCAAAAAUAUGUUGUAAACAAGCAGUCAAACUUAACUCACUGGCAUCCAGUGUUAGGCUGGUUUGCUCAAAAAGUAGAUCAUGGGCUCCAUGAUUCCCUUUCACUUGUUAAGAAGCAAAUUCAACUCCUGUGGAGUGGACCAAUGAUAAAAGCCAUGUUUUCUCACCUGGUAGACUCUGUCACAAAUGCACCUCAACCAUCUAGCCCCACCGCAAAUAAUCCUGCUACUUCACCUGUUCAAAAUUCACCUUUCAAAACAAAUAUUUUCAAGAAGGCCUUAGAAAAAGCAUCAUCUAGUCGCACAAGCAAUGUGAGAUUCAAAAGACUAGGUAGUCCUGAAACCACAUUAGUAGCACUUACAUGUAAUCUCUAUGAGACUGCUCUUGCUACCUUAAGUCAGAUGAAAUUAGACAUUCUUACUGGUCUCUGUUAUCAAGACAUGGUGCUACCACACUUGUGGAAGUUCAUAUGCAGUCUUGGAACUGGAAAUGGCCUAAAAGCUUUUCUAGAUCAUCUUGCUGUCACAACAAAAACCUGCAGUCCGGAAUUCCAGAUAUUGGUCUUAUUUUGUGAUUGUGCAACCCACCUCAUAACGAUUUUAGAUGAUGUUGAACUCUAUGAACAACAGAAGCCUUUUUGCCUGGAAGAUUUAGUAUCAAUAUCAUCUUUUCUUAAUCAACUUGUGUUUAAACUUAUUUGGAACAAUCUGAUUGAUUCAAAAGCUGUGAAAAGCAAUGCCUUGCUGAAUUCAGCCCACACACUAUUAAUGCUUCUUUAUAAAAGAGACUGCAGGCACCCUUAUACUCCAGCUGAUCAUUGGCUUAUAAAAGAUAUUAGAGUCAGUUCUUUUAUGAAUGAUCUGGAAAAGGGAAAAAAAGCUGCACAAGUAUUAAUGCAAAAAGUACCUCACAUCAUUCCUCAUAAAGAGAGAGUCGUCUUGUUUAGAAAAUAUGUAAACAAUGAAAAAGAAGUGCUGGGUCUCACAGAAUCUGCUUGUGCAUCACCACAAAGUACCUUGAUUACUGUUCAUAGGUCACGAAUUGUCGAGGAUGGAUAUCAGCAGUUGUCAAUGCUACCUUCUCAAUCUUUAAAAGGUGUUAUUCGAGUAAAAUUUAUAAAUGAACAAGGCUUGGAUGAAGCUGGCAUUGAUCAAGAUGGUGUUUUUAAAGAGUUCUUAGAAGAAACUAUAAAGAAAGUCUUUGACCCUUCGCUUAAUUUAUUUCGUGCUACAAGUGAAGAAAGACUUUUUCCUUCACCCACCUCAUAUAUUCAUGAAAAUCAUCUCUCACUUUUUGAAUUUGUUGGGAAAAUGUUGGGCAAAGCUGUAUAUGAAGGCAUUGUUGUGGAUGUACCAUUUGCAUCAUUUUUUCUAAGUCAAGUUUUAGGUCAUACUCACAGUGCUUUGUACAGUUCAAUAGAUGAGCUUCCAUCAUUGGAUCCUGAACUCUAUAAAAGUUUGACAUACAUAAAGCACUUUUCUGGAGAGCUACAUGAUCUGGAUUUGACAUUUUCCAUCGAUGAAGAUUGUAUGGGACAGCUAGUCACACAUGAACUUGUCCCUGGUGGUAAAGCAGUUCCUGUAACUAGUGAAAAUAAAAUCAGUUACAUUCAUCUUAUGGCCCAUUUCCGAAUGCAUGUACAAAUCAAUGACCAAACCAAUGCCUUUAUUAGGGGUUUUCGUUCAAUAGUAAAUCCUGACUGGCUGACAAUGUUUUCAACGCCAGAAUUGCAACGACUUAUCUCUGGUGAUAACACGCCUGUAGACCUUGUUGACUUGAGGAAACACACAAAAUAUUUUGGAGGAUUUCAUAACAACCAUAGAGUUAUAAAUUGGCUGUGGGAUGUUUUAGAAAAAGACUUCACCCAAGAAGAACAUAGAAUGUUUUUAAAGUUUGUCACCAGUUGCUCAAAACCUCCGCUUUUGGGAUUUGCCCAUUUGGAACCAGCUUUCUCCAUUCGUUGUGUAGAAGUCAGUGACGAUCAAGACACGGGGGAUACAGUUGGAAGUGUUCUUCGAGGUUUCUUUACUAUCAGAAAGAAGGAUCCUGUCAAUCGAUUACCAACUUCGUCCACUUGUUUCAAUCUCUUAAAGCUUCCUAACUAUCAAAAGAAAAGCACACUUCGAGAGAAGUUGCGCUAUGCAAUUACCUGCAACACAGGUUUUGAACUGUCUUAAAGGACAAGUCCUUCCAUGUAUUUAUUUCCACCGCACCAUUUAGUUUUUGCACUUGUAUAUAGUUUAAUAUUUUUGUCAUUUUGUACUGUGGUUAUAAAUUAAUCAAAUACAUUUUACAUCGAAAAUGUUUCAUUUGUAAUUUUUUCAUUUCUUCUGAUUUUAAGAAAGAGUAUUUUUAGUAAUUUGAAAGGAUGUAUUUUGGAAUAAUAUAUGCUAAAAUAGAUUUGAACUACUACCUUAAAACCUGAUGACAUUUUAUUUUUUCUACUUAGUAAUUUUAGCUUACUAAUGUUUUAUAUUCAUCUAUUCUGUACAAUUUAAAUUACUGACGACAAUUGCAUUCAUAAUAGCUAUUGAUAGAAAUUUCCCACUGUUCUAUGUAUGAAUGUUAUUUUUUUUAAGGGUCGAUUUUACUUUUUCAUUAUUAGCUUGUUUUUUUAUUGUCUCUUGUUGUAAAA
Molecule: messenger RNA, 4057 nt
Organism: Parasteatoda tepidariorum (common house spider)
Lineage: Eukaryota; Metazoa; Arthropoda; Arachnida; Araneae; Theridiidae
Product: ubiquitin-protein ligase E3B
Biological process (GO): protein polyubiquitination; ubiquitin-dependent protein catabolic process
Molecular function (GO): protein binding; ubiquitin protein ligase activity
Source: RefSeq, a predicted model, not a curated record